Vitrella brassicaformis is the source of this 2827-nucleotide messenger RNA. NCBI's taxonomy places the organism in Eukaryota, Vitrellaceae. The record is from the annotation of a GenBank genome assembly.
AUGCAGCCUGAUUGCUCUCCGCGGUCGGGUGAGAUGGACACCUUGCUCAGCCUCCCGACGAUGUUGUUGACCCCCCGCACGCCAUUCAGCUUCACCAUGGCCUUCUGUGCACACAACACACACACAACAGCUGAGGCUCCUGCUAGGAGCUCCUGCGCGUCGUGCUCCCUUAAGGCCGUGCAACUCAACACAGCUGGAGGCAUGCCAUCGCUGAUGAGGAGAAUUGUUUGUUUUCAAUUUGUUUUUUCGCAGUUUGUCUCGCUUUCUCGCCGUUACUUUUUCGCGAGUGACCGGCGAGGAUUUUGCGGGCUGGGAUCUCUGGCCGGGCAGCGUCGGAUCCGGAUUCUGGAAGGCUUAGGAAGAUCUGGCAUUGCUGGCAAGGGCAGGGUGGGGCCUGCUUUGGAAGAUUUGUUCUUCCGUCGUAACGGCCAGUUGUACGCCGUGUGGAGCGUUCCGUGAGGGCGGCCUUCAUGCUCUCCCUGCACUCGCUCGUCCUCGUCUGCUGCAUCCUGUCAAGAGUGAUCGGCAGCACCGGCACACCAACCUUCCGCCAACAGCGGCAGCCCCAACCGCCGCGAGCACUCCAGGAGGAUCCUGGUGACUAUCUAGCUGAUGGCAGCUGGGCCGCCGAUGACAAUGGCAUUGCCUCGCCACCGCCUCCGGCCGGGGACGACGGUGAGGCUGAGGAGUGGGAUGAGGAGGGAGAGGGGGAGGACGGGCCGCUGCUCGACCUGCUGGCAGACAAGGCUGGAGGGGGGCCGAAGAGGAAGCAGGCGCUUAGGCCUGUACCGGGAAAUGGGGUGUAUUUGGGAGCCAUACUCGAGGUGAGGAGAGAGGCAGGGAGAGAGUGGCUGAAAGGGUGUUAGUGUGUGUCUGUGUCGUCUGCUGUGUGUCAGGGUGAGGGUCAGAUGCAGCCCUUCAACCAGCGGACGGGCAUCCACCACGCGGCAUUUAUGAAGUUCAUAAAGUUCCCUCAAGUCCUCACCGACACUGAGGGCGAAAUGAAGGCCGUAAGACACAGACACACACACACAGCCACACACACAGCAAGACCAGCAAACGUGUGACUGGUGCUACAGCUGGCGUCUUUCAUGCGGGAGUGUCGCGAGAACGACGCUAUGGCGAUGCUGACCCUGGAGACCCCAGAUGGCCUCAACUCGUACACGGCAAAGGAGGUGCGUAAGUUCGCCCAGCUCAUCAACCGGUGGGCCGACGUGCCGGUCUUUCUACGAUGGAACCACGAGAUGAACGGCAGGUAAGACUGCUCGGGGCUGAUAAGGGUGUGGGGUGCGGGUCGGCGCGCGUUAUAUAUCACUCUCUCUUUGUGUGUGUGUGUGUGUGUGUAUAGUUGGAACGUAUGGGGCCAGCAGCCUGAUCUGUACAAGGCGAAAUUCGAAGAAUUCGCCAAGAUGAUGAGGGUAAGCUAUGCAAGGCGGGCACGCACGCACACACACAUCCCUUUGGAUGGGCUCUUGCCUGUGAUGUUCGUGACCCUCCCAGAAGCACUCGAAGCAAGUGGUGAGUGAGUGAGUGCUGCAGCAAAGAAAGAACACACUCAGUGGGUGUCCCUGUCUGUGUCUGUGUGUGUCGAUCGAUUAUCAGGCGAUGGUGUGGACGCCAAAUCAGGUCUAAAAGCUGACCACACCAUUGGCUGGGAAAUGCACAGAACCACGCACCAUGGCACUGACAGAGAAAGAGCGCAUGCUUUCUCAUGCUUUCUCUUUUCAAAUCAGGAGUGGGGCUUCCCUUGGAAAGACGGACAGCACUACAACGCGUAAGUAACAAAUCCAACUCAUCCGUCCAUCACUCACUGGCUCAUUCAUAUGCUGUCUUGGCGUGUUUUGUUUGUGUGCAGCUCGAUCGACCCCUACGACCCAUACCUGCAGUUUCUGCCCGACAAGUCGCUGGUCGACUGGAUCGGCAUCAGCUACUUCCACUUCGGACACGAAGUCCGCGGCAAGAACCUCAUCCCAGGCAACAACAUCGUCCCCCUCCCGCACUCAUUUUUCCCGCCCAUAGAGGAUUUCUACAGAUUCGCGCAGCGCCUCAACGACGACAGCAAGAACCCGCAGCUGCCGAUACUGAUUGCGGAGACCAGUGCGGUGUGGAAUGUGGACGGGCCAGUGAAUCGCAACUAUAUGGAAGAACAAGCCAAUGGGGGCGGGGGGCGGGUGUUGCAGCAGCAGGAUGGGGGUGGGGGGUGGCACUGUCCGCACCAGGGCGCCACUGAGGUGAACACAAAAAAGAGAGACGCACGGGAGGGGAGGGAAGCUGACGCUCUCAGUGUGUGUGUGUGUGUGUGUGUGCUGGUGUGUAUGCUCAGUGGGACAUCAAGACAGCGUGGCUGCAUGAGGUGUACGACCUGGAUAGCGACGGCAAGAACCUCAAGAAGGACUUCCGUAAGUGUUGGCUUACACGUACAUAGAGAUACUUGCUGAUGUGUCGCUGAACAGCACUCAUUCGGGCGAUCUUCUGGUUCAACGUCGCCAAAUACGAACCUGGUCACACAGCACACACACACACACACACACACCACACAUGCAUCCAAGACACGUCCACUGUCUCUCUCUCUGUGUAUGACUCUCUGUGUGUCAGUGGCCAAGGUGAAUGCCGAUUGGCGAUUGGACAUGCAGCCGGCCGUCACCGAUGUGUAUCGCAAGCUGGCCUCCGACGACUACUUCCUCAAACACGCAGUGGCGGCUUUCGAGACACAGCAGACUAUGCAGAGCCCCUAAAAUGGAAGCGAUUGGAUGGAUGGGAGGGUCGGGGGCAAGUCCGACAGGAGGCUGAGGGUGGUCUGGUGGCUCGUCGUCUGGUGAUAGCAAAG